AUGACGACGAUCUCCCUCGGCGAUGUUAUCAUCAGCGACAUCGUGGUUCAGUAUGAUCUUGGAAGAGUUCUGGCCGAUCGCUUCGCUCGCAAAGACACCGCCCAUGAUAAUCUGGGACGGCCUAACAAGACCAUCCGCAACAUCCUGGCUAACUUGGGUGGAUCAAGAGUCCAAGAGCAAAUCGAGCAACGGGCUGGCAUCUUCCUCAAACAUCUCCAGGGGAAGGCCAAUACAAAGGCUAGCCGUAACCGACGACGAAGUCACGCCAACUAUCAGUACCCAGGAGCAGUCAAUGACCGGCUCUUCCAGCCAUGGUAUCGACACAAGCAUCGUUCUGGGAGCGGGUGCGUGAUAUGUGAAGGAUGCCUGAGCGAUGAGGAUCCGGCCUGUGGAGAGUCUUUAAAGCUGUCCUGUGAGGAGCUUGGAUGCGAUAUAAGCUGCUUGAUACCGAGAGAACAUAUACAGUCAACUCUAGAUGAUCCGGACUCUGAAAGCCCGGAAAGCAUCUAUUUUCACGUCGGAGCGAUUGGGUCUGGAGACGCUGUCAUCCGAUCUGGCAAACGGCGUGAUCAGAUUGCUGCAGAAGCUGGUGUUAUCGCUUUUGAGAUAGAGGGAGCAGGUGUUUGGGACGAGCUACCGUGCAUUGUUAUCAAGAGCGCGUGUGACUAUGCCGAUAGCCACAAAAACAAGGAAUGGCAGAACUAUGCUGCCGCAACGGCGGCGUCGGUAGCAAAGGCGGUUAUUGAGAGAUAUAUUGCCCCUGCUAUGGUUACCAAUUCUAUGCAGUCUUCGGAUUCAGAUCUGGGUGGUCGACAGGAGACCCAAUGGGGUGGAGGAGGAACAGGAGGUGGUACCGGCGGAACUCAGUUCAAUGGCAGCAUCUCGGGGUCGAAUUUCGUCGUUGGUAAUCACACAUCUGGCGGCGGAACAACCAGUAUUAGCUUUGCCUGA
Molecule: messenger RNA, 951 nt
Organism: Neurospora tetrasperma FGSC 2508
Lineage: Eukaryota; Fungi; Ascomycota; Sordariomycetes; Sordariales; Sordariaceae
Exons: 1
Coding region: 1-951 (316 amino acids)
Biological process (GO): nucleoside metabolic process
Molecular function (GO): catalytic activity
Source: RefSeq, a predicted model, not a curated record